AUGGUGGUUAAACUCAGUCCGGGAGAAGUGGCGGCAGCGGGCCGUUCAAGUGGAAGUGAGAGUGAUGUUGCUUCUCUAAUGGAAUUCAAGAAUGCAAUCACGCAGGAUCCCCUUGCUGUGCUGCAUAACUGGAAACACAGACUGCACUUUUGCAAUUGGACGGGCAUCCGCUGCAACACUGAAAAAUGGCGUGUUGUGACACUGCAUUUGAAAAACAUGAGCCUGCAGGGCGUGCUCCCUCCCCAGCUCGGGAAUUUGUCCUUCCUUCACUACCUUGAUCUCUCCUUCAACAGAAUUGGGGGCCCAAUUCCCUCUGCUCUGGGACGCCUGAGCCGCCUCAACUUCCUUUAUCUUCACGCCAACCUGCUGGAAGGCUCUUUUACUCAUUCUCUUGGUAAUUUGCGCAACCUGCAAGUGUUGACAUCUUGGGCGAAUCGCCACACGGGCAGCAUUUCUACGGCAUUGGGAAAUUGUUCUAUGCUUCGGGUUAUUGAUUUAUCUGAUAACGAUUUGGAAGGCACAAUUCCGUCCCAGAUCGGAUCUCUCACUAAGCUUGAGGUUCUCCAUCUCGACAACAACCGAAUCAGUGGAGAAAUCCCAACUUCUGUGCUAAAUUGCACAGAGUUGAGAAAUCUGUCUUUGUUCAAUAACUCGCUGAGUGGGGUGAUUCCGUCGGAGAUGGGCAUCAAGAUUUCCAAGCUGGAGUACCUGAUUCUGCCAAAAAUAAUCUCAGCCGGGCGAUUCCCAAAUCACUGGGAAAUUGCUCGAGGCUUUCUUGGCUUGAAUUGGCGUGGAAUGAAUUGA
Cryptomeria japonica (Japanese cedar) is the source of this 804-nucleotide messenger RNA. RefSeq names its product LRR receptor-like serine/threonine-protein kinase EFR. The transcript has 2 exons. Gene Ontology annotation, molecular function: protein binding. NCBI's taxonomy places the organism in Eukaryota, Viridiplantae, Streptophyta, Pinopsida, Cupressales, Cupressaceae. The record is from RefSeq and is a predicted model, not a curated record. The coding region runs from base 1 to 804 and encodes 267 amino acids.